CGCGCCGGCGCUGCUGUCUGCGGCAGGACCAGCGUCCCGGCUGAGCCGCCCGGGAGCCCUCCCGCCCUUGCUCGUGCCUCCCGGCUUUCUCUGCUCAUGUAAUGCACUCCCUGAACCAGGAGAUUAAAGCGUUCUCCCGGAAUAACCUCAGGAAGCAAUGCACCAGGGUGACCACGUUAACUGGAAAGAAAAUUAUAGAGACCUGGAAAGAUGCCAGAAUUCAUGUUGUGGAAGAAGCAGAGCCGAGCGGAGGGGGUGGUUGUGGUUAUGUGCAGGACCUCAGCUCGGACCUGCAGGUUGGCGUUGUGAAGCCAUGGUUGCUUCUGGGGUCACAAGAUGCUGCUCAUGAUCUGGAGGUGCUGAGAAAAUUCAAGGUGACUCAUAUUCUCAAUGUUGCAUAUGGAGUUGAAAAUGCUUUCCUUAAGGAGUUUACAUAUAAGAGCAUUUCUAUACUGGAUCUGCCUGAAACCAAUAUUCUAUCUUAUUUCCCAGAAUGUUUUGAGUUUAUUGAGCAAGCCAAAAUGAAGGAUGGUGUGGUUCUUGUUCACUGUAAUGCAGGGGUGUCCAGGGCCGCUGCGAUUGUAAUAGGCUUCCUGAUGGCUUCUGAAGAACUCUCUCUCUCCAGUGCUUUUACUUUGGUGAAAAAUGCAAGGCCUUCUGUAUGUCCCAAUGCUGGAUUCAUGGAGCAGCUGCGCUUAUAUGAAGAGGGCAAAGGAGACAUGAAGCGGGACAGAGCACCAGUAUUAGAACAGAACAACAGUUUAUGAAUUUCUUUCUAGUAGAUGAUGGACAAAUGUGGUUUCAGAAUUUGGCUUCUUGCCUCUUUUUUUUUUUUUUUU
Messenger RNA from Jaculus jaculus (lesser Egyptian jerboa), 839 nucleotides. RefSeq names its product dual specificity phosphatase 19 (gene Dusp19). The transcript is spliced from 4 exons. Gene Ontology annotation, molecular function: JUN kinase phosphatase activity. NCBI's taxonomy places the organism in Eukaryota, Metazoa, Chordata, Mammalia, Rodentia, Dipodidae. The coding region runs from base 102 to 767 and encodes 221 amino acids. Gene Ontology annotation, cellular component: cytoplasm. Gene Ontology annotation, biological process: regulation of MAP kinase activity; protein dephosphorylation. The record is from RefSeq and is a predicted model, not a curated record.